This is a messenger RNA of Linderina pennispora, 2390 nucleotides long. RefSeq names its product S-adenosyl-L-methionine-dependent methyltransferase. Gene Ontology annotation, biological process: tRNA methylation. Gene Ontology annotation, molecular function: tRNA (cytidine-N5)-methyltransferase activity; tRNA binding. The record is from RefSeq and is a predicted model, not a curated record. Gene Ontology annotation, cellular component: cytoplasm; nucleus. The transcript has a single exon. NCBI's taxonomy places the organism in Eukaryota, Fungi, Kickxellomycota, Kickxellomycetes, Kickxellales, Kickxellaceae. Bases 25 to 2349 code for a protein of 774 amino acids.
AGAAAAAACAUUAUUUUUGACACUAUGGCUCGCGGCAAGGGAAGAAAGAACCCCAAGUGGAAGAACGGCAGCAACAAGGCGCAGGGCGGGCAGCACGUGGAUGGCGAGCGCCGCGUCUACAAGAGCUUCAGCGAGCUGCGGCGCGACAACGAUUCGUUCCGCAAGUACUACCUGGCGCAGCAGAUCGUGCCCGAAGCCGAGUUCCCGGACCUAAUGGAGUCGAUGCGCACGGUGCUUCCGACGAGCUUCCGGAUCACGGGCUCGCGCGAGCAAGCACAGGACAUCCGCGAGCAGAUCGAGCGCGAAUUCGUGCCGUUUAUCUCGCAAACGACCAUCGACGGGGAGGCCAUUGAGCCGCCGCACAUCCUGCCCUGGUACCCGGAGCGGUUCGGCUGGCAGUUCACGAUUCCGCGCGUGGCGCUGAAGAAGUCGCCGGAGCUGGCCAAAUUCCACUCGUUCCUGGUGACCGAAACCGAGGUGGGCAAUAUCAGCCGGCAGGAGGCCGUGAGCAUGGUGCCGCCGCUUCUCCUGGACGUGCAGCCAGAGCACUUUGUCCUGGAUAUGUGCGCGGCGCCCGGCUCCAAGACUGCGCAGCUGAUCGAGGCGCUGCACAAGGACACCGCUAUGGGCGAGUGCCCGCCAGGCGUGGUGGUGGCCAAUGACGCGGACUACAAGCGUGCGUGCAUGCUGGUGCACCAGGUGAGCCGGCUCAACAGCCCGAGCGUGGUGGUGACGAACCACAGCGGCGAGCGGUUCCCGAAUAUCUACGAGGACGGCAAUGUGGUGCAGUUUGACCGGAUCCUGUGCGAUGUGCCGUGCUCGGGCGACGGCACCACGCGCAAGAACGUGCGGGUGUGGGAGAAAUGGCGCGCCGACGACGCCCACAGCCUGCAUCCGGUGCAGACCAAGAUUCUGCAGCGCGCGGCCUACCUGCUCAAGACUGGCGGCCGGCUGGUCUACUCGACGUGCUCGCUGAAUCCAAUCGAGAACGAGGCCGUGGUGGCCAAUGUUCUGCAUCACUUUGAGGGCGCGCUGAAGCUGGUCGACGUCAGCAGUGAGUUGCCCGAGCUCAAGCGCCGCCCCGGCCUAAACACCUGGAAGGUCAUGACCAGGGACGGCCAGCUGUUCGACAAGUUCGAAGAUAUCCCGGCGGGCGAGCACGGCAGGAACCGCCGCAAGUACUCGCCGCGCUUCUUCCCGCUGCCGGAGCACGAGAUGGAGAAGCUGCACAUGGAGCGCUGCCUGCGCAUCUACUCGCAUCUGCAGAACACCGGCGGCUUCUUUGUCGCCGUGAUCGAGAAGGUCAAGCCCAUCACCGUCAAUGAGAAGCGCAAGGCUGAGCGCGAUGCCGAGGCCUUUGCCGAGGCCAUGCGUCGGGCGCGCGAAGAGGGCGAUGCCCAGGCGAAGGAAGCGGAGGCUGGGGACAGCGCUGAGCCCGAGCCCAAGCGCGCCAAGGUUGACGAGACCGAGUCCAAGGACGAGGAAAAUGAGGAGACCGAGUCCAGGGCCGACGAGACCGAAUCCAAGGAUGAGACCGACUCCAAGGAGGCCGGCGUCAGCAGGCGCGUGUACCUCCCCGACGAACCGCGGGCAGACCCGGCGCUGUUGGAGAACCCGUUCGUGUUCCUGGACGAAAACACAGCCGAGCUGCAGGAGAUCCUCUCCUUCUACGGCAUCGCGCCCACCAUGUCCCGCCGCGGGUUCCUCUCGCGCAUCGAAAAGGGCAGCUUCCGCUCCGUCUACUUUGUGUCGGAGCCGGUCCGCCACCUGAUGAACCUGGCCGGCCAGCGCCUGCGCAUCGUCAACACCGGCAUCCGCGUGUUCUCCCGCAACGCCGUCCGCGAUGCCCACUGCGCCUUCCGCCUUGUCUGCGAGGGCACGCCCCAGGUCCUGCCGCACCUGGACCAGCGCUUUGUCGUGGAUGCCGGGUUUGCUGAUCUCAAGACGCUGCUUAGCGAAAUCAACCCGCUGCUGAACCUGCUCAGCGAGGAGACCCAGAAGAAAAUCGAGCAGGUGCCGGUGUCGUCUAGUGUUAUCGUUAGGUUCGACCCCAAGGAGCAUCAGGGCGAGGAGGGCCCGGCUACCAGGCUGACUGCUGCGCUGGCGCUGCCGUGCUGGCGAGGAAAGGCCUCGCUGAGCGUUCAUAUGGACAAGCAUCAGCUUAGGUCGCUGAUCCAGCGCGUCCUGGGCAAGACUGUGGAUCGCAAGGAGAACCUGGGCUACAAGAUGUCCAACAACCGCCGCUCCAACGUUGUGGCUGCUGAGGCUGCUGAGACUACUGAGGCUACUGAGGAUACGGAGGCUGCUGAGGCUACGGAGACUGCUGAGGCUGCAGAGACCACCGAGUAAUUAUUUAUUUUUUCUCACAGAAUAUACGCUCUGGCCCAUUU